Arachis duranensis is the source of this 298-nucleotide messenger RNA. RefSeq names its product early nodulin-75. NCBI's taxonomy places the organism in Eukaryota, Viridiplantae, Streptophyta, Magnoliopsida, Fabales, Fabaceae. The record is from RefSeq and is a predicted model, not a curated record.
AACAAACAUGGCUCCCAAAUACACACUUGCAGUGUUGCUACUUGCAUUGGUGUUUGCAGCAGUCUCCAUUGCUGAUGAAUACCCUAAACCUAUUCACGACAAGCCUCCAUUCCAAAAGCCACCCUAUGAGAAGCCUCCAUACCAUAAGCCACCAUUCGAGAAACCACCACACGACAAGCCACCCUAUGAGAAGCCACCACAUGAGAAGCCACCAUAUGAAAAACCACCACACGAGAAGCCACCAUAUGGAAAGCCACCCCAUCAGGAGGAGCAAGUAGAGAAGGUUGAGGUUAAUGGC